Messenger RNA from Fibroporia radiculosa, 1755 nucleotides. RefSeq lists its product as uncharacterized. Gene Ontology annotation, molecular function: Hsp90 protein binding. Lineage: Eukaryota; Fungi; Basidiomycota; Agaricomycetes; Polyporales; Fibroporiaceae. The record is from RefSeq and is a predicted model, not a curated record. The transcript has 3 exons. The coding region runs from base 1 to 1755 and encodes 584 amino acids.
AUGGAAAACUGGAAGACGGCCUUUCGGAAGGGUAUCUAUCACUACAGAGAAGGAAAGUUUGAAGAAGCGUUAGUGCUUUUCGACGAGGCUAUUAACUCCGGAGAGCCAGAGUCAAUAGUGUACGAUUCAAGGGCAGCGGUGAACGAGAAGCUCGGUAAUAUAAGGGAUGCCUUGCGAGACUCUAAAAGAGUAAUUGAUCUCGCGCCUCAGCGGUGGCAGGGUUAUAGCAGAUCCGCGCGUCUUUUCAUGAGGUUAAACAAGUUUGACCACGCACAACGCAUGGCCCAGCUAGCUCUAGAUCGUGUUGGGAAUGAACCAAAAAGACGCGACAACAUUGAAUCUCUCCUUGAACAAAUUGCGAGCGCAAAUCAGACCUAUAUCUCGAGGACAGCCUGCCACUUCGGGUCGUUGCCUCUAGAAAUUGCGACCAUUAUAUUUUCUUCGGUGGUCGCAGAUGAUCACACACGAGUUAUUGGCCUUGCGCAAGUAUGCAAAGGUUGGCGUAACACGAUCCUCGAAACACCCAACCUGUGGAGCACUCUCGUACUCUCGCACAGACAUCCUGUCAAAAAGGCAAAAGCUUGGAGGAUCAGAUCGAAGGGGAGGCUGCUUGACCUUCGUCUUUGCACCGGCCUAGAGACUGCAUCGUGGGCUCUUGACGAACUUAGGGAUAUGCCACUGGAUACUCUCCGCGCUUUCACUGUGGACGGGUUUCCCACUAGUGAAAUGCAUUCCCGGUUACCAAACCUGACCGCGAGUGUGUUGCGCGACACAGAAUUUAUUGUUGUGCGCGACAGUGUCGAAAGCCGCCCAAUCCCUUGGCUAUGGAGUAUCCCCGAUAUGAGAGUUCGUACGCUCUCUGUCGAACGUUCUCAGUUUGCUUGGGGUAAUGCUGCUCAGAACAUAACACGUCUGGAACAUUUCUCGUUCCAGGGCACGCUGAUCACCACUACGCUCGCGGAUAUCGCAUCGUUUUUACGCGCAAAUCCUGGUCUUCGCACACUCGCUUUCUGGUUCAUGGGUGUCUCUCUAACUGUGACACUUGAGGAUGUGACGCAUAAGGAGAGCAUUAGCCUUCCAUCCCUCACGCAGUUCAGUGUCGACUACUACGACUUCGUCGUUGACUUAAUAUUCCCUCAGCUUUCGCUCUCCACGCUCCAGACGCUCCGCAUUUGUCGGGGCACUCAUCCUCUCGGCGGCGCUUUACAACACUUGGUGAACAGUGGCGCGGCGGGCUCGCUAACAGAGCUCAAGAUACAGCGAUGCGCGAUUACGGCGGAAAGCGUGAUCAAUGUUUUGCGUUCAGCGCCGUUAUUAGAGGUUCUUCAGCUGGAACAUGUUGGUGACGAGGCCAAUAAGGUGCUCGAGACCCUUGCAAAGUCUACGGUUACAUCUUCCUCCAUCCAACAGACACAGCAGGUCAAGAAUGGCGCAGUACAAGCAUCUAUCAACCGAUCCACAAUAUUGUGUCCUCUAUUAAAGCAUUUGGAUUUCUCCUAUUGUCCUGAUAUCAAGAGUGGGCCACUUAUUGAGCUCGUGAAGACGCGAAUUCCUGCUUCUGCAACGGAUUCCUCUCCCGAAGCUGAUGAGGAUGUCACGGCCUUACGGACAAGUGUACCAACAGCACAGAUUGAUACGCUUAUCAUCGAUGGGUGCCCUGCAGUAGACGCAGACAUCUUACCGUGGUUAAGGAGCAAAGUACGCGUUGUCAGUUGCGUCUAUAUGUCGAAAAAACAUGCAAAAUGGAGACGAUGA